AUGGCCGCGAAGCUGACCCCUCCGGACAGAGAGAUCUGGUUGGAUGGCUUGCGAGGCGUCGCGGCAGUCAUCGUUGUAUGGUUCCAUAUGACGGCUGGAAAACUUGACACCCCCUACCAGUCCUUUUGGGACGCGCCAGCAUCUGCAAAUCGCCAUUUUUUUCAGCUUGUACCCUUUCGAACGCUUUUCGCGGGGCCGGGAAUGGUUGAUAUCUUCUUUGUCGUAUCUGGCUACUCUAUCUCAGUACGCCUGAUCAAACUACGUCACGAGGGCUCCUUCCUAGUGUUCUAUCAAAGAUUGACGAGUAGUGUGGUCAGAAGAAUGUUCCGGCUAUGCUUUCCGGUUGCAGUCAUGAUGGUGGGCAGCCAUGUGCUCUACUACGCUGGAGCUUAUACCAUUACGUUUAGAGCGGGCACUGGGUGUCCAGGCGCUGAGCCGUGGAGGUCCCCGGUUCCGCAUAUACAGUGUCUGGUCCGGUCUUUCAUUAGCAUCAUAAAUGCCGAGAAUAUCCAAAACCUUACACUCAACGAUCACUUCUGGACAAUCCCUGUCGAGAUCCGCGGCUCGAUGAAAGUGUAUCUGACACUGUUUGGGCUAUCGAACGUCCGCGAGCCAGUGAGAAAAUUGAUCAUAGUACUACUCUGUCUGCGAUCAUGGUGGAACGGAACGCCGGAGUUCAUGGCUUUCUUCUCCGGGGUUUUGUUCGCAGAAUCCAACGCUUCUGCAAUGAUGAAGCAACCCGAUAUGCAGACACUUGUGUCCUCUUCUCAUCGCGAUCAUCAGGACUCUAGUAAGGCAGACCUGAGACCAACCCGAAUGGCUACUCUAAUGAAGUAUCUGGUUUUUCUUCUUGGCAUCUACCUGGUUUCUCUGCCAAUAAGAAUCCAGUCCGACGGUUCUAUUGACGCAAACUUUCCGCCGGACUGGUUCUUUCUCAAAUUAUUCCCUCCACUGUCAUGGUGGAACACGGAAACAACGAUGCGCACAUGGCAUACGUUCGGCGCCAUCUUGGUUGUUGGUAGCAUGCGGGUGUUACAUCGACUGAGGGCACCUUUUGAAACCAGGGCAGCACAGUUCCUCGGUCACAUCUCAUUUAGCUUGUACCUCUGCCACCAGACGGUCCUUCGCAUCAUGUUACACUGGGCUCUGCACUGGACAAGUCUAUGCGUAACCGGCGUAGGCUAUCUUGACGCUUAUACACAGGGCAACUGGACAAUAGUUUUCGUGGCCUGGAUAUUAACAGUUCCUCUUAUAACGACUGUAUUGCUGCUGACAAGUGUAUACAUGGCAAAAGCAGUGGACCAAAGGAGUAUUGUGAUAGGAUCCAAAGUAGAGAGACUGCUUUGUAAAUAG
Molecule: messenger RNA, 1353 nt
Organism: Boeremia exigua
Lineage: Eukaryota; Fungi; Ascomycota; Dothideomycetes; Pleosporales; Didymellaceae
Product: acyltransferase 3
Exons: 2
Coding region: 1-1353 (450 amino acids)
Biological process (GO): polysaccharide biosynthetic process
Cellular component (GO): membrane
Molecular function (GO): acyltransferase activity, transferring groups other than amino-acyl groups
Source: RefSeq, a predicted model, not a curated record